AUGUCUAAUGUAUAUUAUAAAAUUCUAAUUUUUGUUGCAUUCCUUCUAUUCCUACAGAAUAUAUUAAACAUUCAGUUUAGCUUGUGGUUGGGGUUGGCUUUUUUUUUUUUUCCCCCCUUCUUUUUUUUUUUAAAGUUUAAAUAUUUCUUAAAAGGGACAUUUUUCACCAUAUCAGAAAGCAGAAUUAUAAUAGCGUGCUGGCAUCUGGACAGUUCUGAGACAACAAUAUGUUAUUUAUUUUUUAAUGUAGAUUGUAUCGGUUAUUUAUUAUUGCAUAACAAGACACUCCAAAACGUAGUGGUCUUCAACAACAGUGACAUGACUGGACAGUUCUUUGCUGGUCUGGGCCUCUAUAUGGUCUUUCACCCCUUGGCUGCUUCACUUUAG
Molecule: messenger RNA, 387 nt
Organism: Pipistrellus nathusii (Nathusius's pipistrelle)
Lineage: Eukaryota; Metazoa; Chordata; Mammalia; Chiroptera; Vespertilionidae
Source: the annotation of a GenBank genome assembly